Rhineura floridana is the source of this 2897-nucleotide messenger RNA. It is a transcript of the gene PAX3, whose product is annotated as paired box 3. The transcript has 10 exons. Gene Ontology annotation, molecular function: DNA-binding transcription factor activity, RNA polymerase II-specific; RNA polymerase II cis-regulatory region sequence-specific DNA binding. Gene Ontology annotation, biological process: regulation of transcription by RNA polymerase II; anatomical structure development. Lineage: Eukaryota; Metazoa; Chordata; Lepidosauria; Squamata; Rhineuridae. Bases 1 to 1458 code for a protein of 485 amino acids. The record is from RefSeq and is a predicted model, not a curated record.
AUGACAACUCUGGGUGGUGCUGUCCCAAGGAUGAUGCGACCAGCUCCCGGACAGAAUUAUCCUCGCAGCGGGUUCCCAUUAGAAGUGUCGACUCCUCUGGGCCAAGGCCGAGUCAACCAGCUCGGGGGCGUUUUUAUCAACGGCCGGCCUCUGCCCAACCACAUCCGCCACAAGAUCGUGGAGAUGGCCCACCACGGCAUCCGGCCCUGCGUCAUCUCUCGCCAGCUGCGAGUGUCGCACGGCUGCGUCUCCAAGAUCCUCUGCAGGUACCAGGAGACCGGUUCCAUCCGGCCUGGGGCCAUCGGGGGCAGCAAACCCAAGCAGGUGACGACGCCGGAUGUCGAGAAGAAAAUCGAGGAAUAUAAGCGGGAGAACGCAGGCAUGUUCAGCUGGGAAAUUCGGGACAAGCUGCUGAAGGAUGGCGUGUGCGAUAGAAACACCGUGCCGUCAGUGAGCUCCAUCAGCCGCAUUCUGAGAAGUAAAUUUGGGAAAGGAGAAGAAGAAGAAGCCGAGCUGGAGAGGAAGGAAGUGGAGGAGAGCGAGAAGAAGGCCAAGCACAGCAUCGACGGCAUCCUCAGCGAAAGAGCCCCAAUCUCACCACAGUCGGAUGAAGGUUCUGACAUAGAUUCUGAACCAGAUUUGCCAUUGAAGAGAAAGCAACGUCGUAGUAGAACAACUUUCACGGCAGAGCAAUUGGAGGAGCUGGAGAGAGCUUUUGAGAGGACCCACUACCCUGAUAUAUACACCCGGGAGGAACUUGCACAAAGAGCUAAACUCACUGAAGCUCGGGUUCAGGUCUGGUUUAGUAAUCGUCGAGCUAGAUGGAGGAAGCAAGCUGGGGCCAAUCAACUGAUGGCUUUCAAUCACUUGAUCCCAGGUGGAUUCCCACCCACUGCCAUGCCAACUCUGCCAACAUACCAGUUAUCAGAAUCUUCCUACCAGCCCACGUCUAUUCCACAAGCUGUGUCAGACCCAAGCAGUACAGUUCACAGACCUCAGCCUCUUCCGCCAAGCACUGUACACCAAAGCAGCCUCCCUUCAAACCCAGAAAGCAGCUCUGCGUAUUGCCUCCCGAGCUCAAGGCAUGGCUUUUCCAGCUAUACAGACAGCUUUGUGCCUCCAUCCGGGCCCUCAAAUCCUAUGAACCCUGCCAUUGGCAACGGCCUUUCACCUCAGGUAAUGGGCCUCUUAACUAACCAUGGUGGUGUACCUCACCAGCCCCAAACUGACUAUGCCUUAUCACCGUUAACUGGGGGUUUAGAACCAACCACUACAGUAUCGGCUAGCUGUAGUCAAAGACUAGAUCAUAUGAAAAGUUUAGAUAGCCUGCCUACAUCCCAGUCAUACUGCCCACCAACAUACAGCAGCACUGGUUAUAGUAUGGAUCCUGUCACAGGAUAUCAGUAUGGACAAUAUGGACAAAGUGCCUUUCAUUAUCUGAAGCCAGAUAUUGCAUAAAUGAACUGUCCACUUCAAGUUAAAGCCAGUCUUGUUCCUGGUCUCACUCCAAUAUUUGAAAUGGAGCGAUCUUCUCACCAAAAUGAGGCCCAGAACAGAGUGAUCAUACAAGAGAUAAUGGGACUGUUAUGCUCUUUUCUCCAAUCAGUGCUUUCAAUAAGACAUUUGGACAUCUUGGGUAAAGCUCCUCAGAAGACAAAGACCAUGAGCUGUAACAUAAAUAAAAAGCAGCACAGUUCAGCAUUGAUUUGUAUGAAAAAGGGGAAGAGAGUGUUUCAAACUGCUGGGCUGCAGUAAACAUUCCAUUUUUAGGUUGAUGAAGAGGCAUGGAUUAAUUUGGAUACACCACGUUCUAGAAUAUAGCACGGUGAAUGCUGCAAAUUCAAACCAGUUUUGAUGUCCAGUGCCGACUUUAACUCUGCUCAGUUUGUAAAGCACGGGCAGGAGAACAUUGUUUUACACACUGGAAACUGACCUCGAAAGAAAAUGUUAAGGUCUGUAGGAAGCUAGACUAGAUGUUUGAAGACUUCCAGAAAUAAGUUAUUGGUUAUCUUCUUGUUCUUUGUAAUCAUAUUGUUGAUAAAUGUCACAUGCAAGUGUUUUAUUUCUUCAUUACAACAAAUGAGAUAAUAGUGUAACAUGAAGAAAAGUUCUGCAAAGUUUUUUUGUGUGUGAAGUUUUCCUAGUCCAUGAUACCUCCCGGAAGAAGCAAGCAAACAAACAAAAAAAUACAGAAUACCUUUGAUUUCCAUGACUGUUUAACAAUGUGCAAUAUGUCGUACCUCACCAAGCUUUGGUAACAUCCAAGGCAUUAUAUAUAGAAUCAAAAUUAUAUUUUUCCAGGUACUUUAUUUUUACAGUACAUAGUUCACUCUUUUAAUAUUCUGAGGUGUCACAGUUUGUUUAGACUAUCUCCACUGUAUUAGUUUUGACAGGUGACCAUGCUGGGGAGACAAUACAUUUAAAAAUUCUUAUGUUUACAUUAUUUUUUAGCAAAAAUGCAGGGCAUAAAUCACUAUGUCUCUGGAGUUGUCAUGUAAUUUUAAAUUAUACAAUGGCAUCCAAUAUAUAAAGGAAAGUCCAAUGGAAACCAAGGUUUACAUAAGUUUUUGUGUUGUGACAUUUCCAAAUGUCAAUAAAUUUGUGUUUUGAAAUGUUAGGAGGGACAGGAAGAUGGCAGGCAGUGUUAUUUAUUUUUCUUUAUUCUUGGAACAAUGAGUGGGGUAGAGCACAAAUACAUUCCUUUUAGCAUUCAACAAUGAAAGUAGUGAAUUAGUAAGACUAGGCUAUAGUACAGAGAUUAGUUCGCACAUUGGUUUAAAGGGUGAUGGAACAAAAGAAAUACUAUCUUUGUGUUACAGCCUCUACCAACAACACAUGUGUUGUAAAAAAAGGUCUCAUAUUAAAAAGUGCAGUAAAUAUUUACUAUUUAUAAUGAA